CACCACGCCACCAGCUAUGAGCGCCGAGACUCCGGCGCCGGUUUUGUUUUGUUGUUGUUGUCGUUUAAUUCUGAACGGCGGCGUCUCGCGUUUACGGUUCAAGGCAGGGGCGCGGGACUCUGUGCGCCGGCAAAACAAUAACAAGAAGCUGCAAUUGACAACCCAAUGAUGGCUUAGUGAAGCGCACGGCUUUUUUGGUUUCGAGACAUGGAACAAUCGCUGUUGAGUUUCGAGAAGCUGGACAGGUCAUCUCCAGAGCUGUGGCCAGAGCAGAUUCCUGGUGUGGCGGAGUUUGCAGCUUCGUUUAAAAGCCCCAUCGCGAGUUCCCCUCCGAAAUGGAUGGCUGACCUCGAGAAGGACGACCUGGACAUGCUGCAAGAGUUUGGGAGUCUCACCAUGGCCAACCUCAUGGAGAAGGUGCGAGGGCUGCAGAACUUGGCCUACCAGUUGGGCCUCGACGAGUCAGCGCGAGAGAUGACACGAGGGAAGUUUCUCAAUAUCCUGGAACGGCCCAAGAAGUGACUUAAUCAUUCUGUCAACAGGUGGCAAUGAAGGCCAUUAGAAAUCCACGUGACUCGUUUUUUUAAAAUACAAUAUACCAUCACGAUAACAAAAGUAUGCUUGGAAAGUUAGGAAAAGCUAUGGCGUGCCUGGCUACUGUGUGCCACGUCUGUGCUCCACAAUAAAAGUAGAUUUUGUUUUAAAAACCUAGGCACCUCCGAGGAUGUCUAAUGAUCCUGGAAACUCAUCAAAACAAUCCAUGCAGGCCUAUUGGUCUAUAGAGCCUUUAACACCUGCAUUUACCAUGGUCCCAGAUUCAAGACAGCAAGCUGGCCAAGCCAUUACAUUCAGUCAUUAUGCAUGCUACACGUUCACCUAUUCCACGGGCAUUAACAAGCUGGGGAAAAAAAACCCUUAUCGAGCCUCGUAUGCGUAAUGCUUAUAUCGAUCUAUCAGCAUUUCCAAGCUGGGAAUGCUGGUCGCAUUGUGAGUGUCAUACACUUGAGAUUUCACCACCCGACACUAACGUUACAAGUUGGGAAAGCCGGUCUGCUUAUUGAGUGUCAUACACUCGCAUUAAAACAGAUUGAUGUAAAAACAGUCUUGAUGAAAAUGACUGGUGCCACACAUCAAUUUCAUUUCCGGCUCGUUGCCCUUGGGUGAACACGCGUUACACCGUUGUCUUUAAAGUAGCAAGUGCCCUCCAUUUGUUGACCACGUGACUGGUUCAACCCAAACAUCUUUCUUUGGGGGUUGCGAUUAAAUUACAGUUUUCAGGUAAAGAUAUUUUGGCUUCACUUGUCGUAACCGUGUUAAACCUAACGGUCAGUGUGCUGGCCACUGAGCUAGUUGGCACAGAAUCGACGGUUUGUGUUGAGGAUACCUUCUUACAUGUUUUUGUCUUUGCCAACUUAAUAUGAAGUCGAGGUUUAAGUUUCGGUCAAGUGUGUGAUGGCCCAACUCUGGGACUGGCUUAUUUGGAAAUGCCCGGUUGCCCGGGUACCGUAGUCUGAACCUGGGCCUGCAUGUGUGUUUGUCAUGAGUAGGAUUAUCAUUGGCAGGAGAAGACAUUGGGUUCAUUAUACAAGCAUUCAGGCUGUGCUCAUUCCUCUUGACUGCUCUCCAACUAAGAUUGAAAGAGUUUAUGCAUUAUUUGUCCACUGUCCAGCCAUCCAUAACAGAGGGUCACUAUGACUCUAGUAAAGAUCCAAUUUGAACACAUACAUUUUAAACGUGUGUUGCUCUUAGAGACUUAUUAAAGACUGGACUUACCGUAUUGGUCAAAAUUGGUUGCCCAAAUCUUGGAGACACAAAUUUAUUCAGAUGCAAAUGUAUUUUAACCUGACCUGUUGGAACUAUGUAAACAUAUUUUACCCAGACAGCUAAUCAUUGGCUUUCGUACUGUUAAUUACAUAUUUCUGAGAUGAAACGCAUGUUAGAAAGUGGAGUACAUAAUCCAUGCGUAUGCAUGAUUUUUUUCCUAUACGAUGGGCUCUAGUUUGUGAGAGUGUUGUUCCCAAUGCAGCAGACCAAGCACAAUUUGUGCGGGCAGUAAUAUAUUAUGGUUGAACUGUCCCGAUUGCCCCUAAUAAUGUAAAGUCGUUAGAUCUCAUAGUAAUCCACACCCACACCACCUGCCGCGCGUGGCAUUUUACAGUGUGGAACGUUUAUUAUUAAAUGUUUUUUUUUAAACGACAUGAAGUGGCCAGAUAGUUCAGUGGGCUAAUGCGAUUGAGAGCACUUAACCAGCACUGCCUCGAUCCUUGAUUCAAAUCCAGGCAGUCACUUGUGUGAUGAUAACCGUGUUCUCAAGUGUAUCGAGUGUAUUCAAUGGCUAGUCGCCAUUGAAUGCACAAAAUAACCUACGGAUUUGUUUUUUCUUAGGAUUACAGCAGCUUCGAGAGUUAAAUAACAUAAAAUGCCAUUGCCUUGAUACGAGCGCUCUUUGUAAGGACGUGCAGCGUGCGCAUAGAAGUCUAUCGAAGGGUUUUCAGAAGUAGUUCAGCGACACACAAGGCGUUCUCCGACGGGACUCGCCGUAAGAGUUCCAAGUGGACAGCUCUCGGCGUGCGGCACAAUUGAAAUGCAAUUGGGGAAGGAGGGGCGGUGGGGAAGCACAGUGUAGGAAUAAUGAAGUUGUAUAAAUGGGUAUGCAAACAGCUCAACGGCAGUCAACAACCCGCCGACCCUUCAGAAACAAAAGUCGGGCUUCUCGCGUGGCAAUCGUUCGUUGUUGCACGGCUCCACUGCCCCUGAGCCUCAGCAACACAAUAUCGAUCAAGCGUGAGUGGCACUCGCGCGAGUGUGACCGAGUGCCCGCUUUCUUGGGCCCAGAAGUUGUUCUUCAGAAUCCAGGUUGCGUGUUCAUACACCCAGCAAUGCGCAGUCAGGCAAACAGUAUGGUCAUUGUGCGUGUGCCUUCAGAAGCUGACAGGUCAACAAGCCUAACCUCUGGGGUAUAUGUUGUACGCUAUAUACGGUACAAUGAGAGAAGCAGGUUUGUGGGAAAUUGCUGAAGGGGCAUUGAAAACCUUGGCCCUGUGGGCUUGAACAUUCAUGUUUUCCAGUAGCAACUUUAUCAACAAAGCUACCCCCGAUUGGUUUUGAAUUCAGUUAGUCUUAUCGGCCACGCACGGCUUCAUCGACCAAUGCUCCCGCAUUCCCGUGUUACAAAGCAACAAGGUGUUUUAUAGGUUAGAUCUAAGUAGAUGGCAAUCCAACCGAUAAACAAGCCGGUGUAAAAAUAAUUGCAGCUGGUCAGGAGCAGCAUGUCCUUGGCAGAAAAAGAGAAUAACCUGAUUGGGAUUCGGUAUGGUUAAGUGGUGACACCGCUUUGCUCGUGAGGAUGAACGAUUUGAUGAUGUGGUAAAGCAGUUUGUCCGUGAGAGCCGUUUUAUGAAUUGAAGCUGUAAAUAUUCAUACCCGUCUGCUUGUUUGAAAAUAAAAUGCAUUUGAACCAACA
This is a messenger RNA of Petromyzon marinus (sea lamprey), 3463 nucleotides long. It is a transcript of the gene LIN52, whose product is annotated as lin-52 DREAM MuvB core complex component. The record is from RefSeq and is a predicted model, not a curated record. Gene Ontology annotation, biological process: regulation of DNA-templated transcription. Gene Ontology annotation, cellular component: DRM complex. Lineage: Eukaryota; Metazoa; Chordata; Hyperoartia; Petromyzontiformes; Petromyzontidae.